Messenger RNA from Daphnia pulicaria, 688 nucleotides. Its product is annotated as DET1- and DDB1-associated protein 1-like. Gene Ontology annotation, biological process: positive regulation of proteasomal ubiquitin-dependent protein catabolic process. The coding region runs from base 149 to 436 and encodes 95 amino acids. Gene Ontology annotation, cellular component: Cul4-RING E3 ubiquitin ligase complex. The transcript is spliced from 4 exons. The record is from RefSeq and is a predicted model, not a curated record. Lineage: Eukaryota; Metazoa; Arthropoda; Branchiopoda; Diplostraca; Daphniidae.
UAGAGAUUUGGCAACGCUCAACAAGAACCAGGAACAAGUACAGACAUUCUUCUUUUCUGCUUCCUGUGUAAUGAAUGUCGAUUGAAUUCAUCCAAACGUUGGUUCCAUUUGAAAUUUAGCCAAACAAUAGCGUUCUGUCAUUGCGAAAAUGACGGCGACUGCAGAGUUUCUUAAAGGUCUUCCAUCAUACAAUGAGAAUAACUUCACAAGGUUCCAUAGCGAUGCAUCGUCAAAGGUUUCUGUCAAACGGCCAUCUGUUUACCUCCCUACUAAAGAAUAUCCUUCAGAACAGAUAAUUGUAACUGAGAAGACAAACAUUUUGUUGCGAUACCUUCAUCAACAGUGGGAAAGAAAAAACAAGAAGCGUGAAAGUGCCAAUGAAGUGGAAGAAGGAGGUUCAGCUAAGAAGAGGCCUCGCCUGGACACAAGCGUUUAAGCAAAGUUUUGCUUGCUCAUAUAUUAUGUUGCAUAUAUAUUAAUUUCACUUUGGAAUCCAUGAUUGGAUAUAAGAUUGGAAUGGAUAAGGUUGGACACCACAAAAUUAAUGAUCCAUAUUUGUUUUGUUCUCAAUGUUGAUUGUUUAACAUCAAUUUAACAAUCAUCAAUCCACUUAUUAAAGUAGAGCAUAUCUUCUGAAUGUGUUGCUCUGUGGUCAUAAUUGUAAUAAAUUACUGUAUCACUUUUUUAA